Amyelois transitella is the source of this 6973-nucleotide messenger RNA. RefSeq names its product cytoplasmic dynein 1 light intermediate chain 2 (gene Dlic). Gene Ontology annotation, cellular component: centrosome; cytoplasmic dynein complex. The record is from RefSeq and is a predicted model, not a curated record. The transcript has 9 exons. The coding region runs from base 116 to 1498 and encodes 460 amino acids. Gene Ontology annotation, biological process: microtubule-based movement; microtubule cytoskeleton organization. Gene Ontology annotation, molecular function: dynein heavy chain binding. Lineage: Eukaryota; Metazoa; Arthropoda; Insecta; Lepidoptera; Pyralidae.
AUUGUACGCAUUGAAACACAAGUAUCAUCGCAAGAGUGACGUAUGAACAGCCGAAGAAACGAAAACGAAAGAAAAGCCUUUCUGUGCCGUUGUUAUCUUCUAAAAUUACUGAAGAAUGGAGACAAACGGCCAGGCUAAUGGGCUUAAAUCUAAAAAGAAAGACAACAACGAUGCAAAGGACAAUUUGUGGUCUGCAAUAUUAGAAGAGGUCCAAAAUCAAGGGAACACAAAACUACCUUCAAACAAAAAUGUGUUAGUUUUGGGUGACAAUGAAACUGGCAAAACAACUCUGGUAGCUAAAUUACAAGGUGUUGAGGAUCCGAAAAAAGGAUCAGCACUCGAAUACGCGUACAUAGAUGUUAGAGAUGAGUAUCGGGAUGAUCAAACCCGGCUCAGCGUGUGGGUCCUGGACGGUGAUCCAGGGCACACGAACCUGCUCAAGUUCGCUCUCAGCGAGGAGACGUUCCCCCAUACCCUGGUCGUUCUCACAGUCGCCAUGACGACCCCCUGGGGUAUACUGGAUCAGUUACAGAGCUGGGCGUCAGUGCUUGGCGACCACAUAGACAAAUUGGAUCUCACACCAGAACAUAGACUACAAAGUAAAAAGCAACAGGUUCAGAAAUGGCAGAGGUACACGGAGCCAGGGGACGAAUUGGAGCCCACAGCGUCUUCUCCCAUGAAGAGGUCUUCCAGAAAUCUAUCGGACGACCUCGAGAAUGGGGAUGAUGACGAUAGCCCCCUCCCCGAAGGCGUUCUCACCACUAACCUGGGUCUGGAUAUAGUGGUCGUGGCCACCAAGACUGACUACAUGAGCACGCUUGAAAAGGAGCACGAUUACCGCGACGAGCACUUCGACUUCAUGCAGCAGUGGAUCCGACGGUUCUGUCUCCAAUAUGGCGCCGCGUUGUUCUACACCAGCGCCAAGGAGGACAAGAACUGCGAUCUGCUAUACAAGUACCUCACACAUAGGAUAUACGGCCUGCCCUUCAGAACUCCAGCUCUGAUUGUGGAGAAGGACGCUGUUUUAAUUCCCGCCGGUUGGGAUAGCAUGAAGAAAAUUAGCAUAUUAUAUGAGAACAUGCAGUCGUGCAAGCCGGACGAUUACUACAGAGACGUUAUAGUGCAGCCCGCUGUACGGAAAAGCGGCGCCAGCCGCGAGCUGGAGGUGCAGGCGGAGGACGAGCAGGCGUUCCUGCAGCGCCAGCUGGCCGCGCUGCAGGCGGGCGGCGGCGCGCGCGCAGACAGCCCGCUGCGCGCGCCCAGGCCCGCCGCGCAGCUGGACGGCGCCAAGAUCGGCAUAGGGCCGGGCACGCCGGGCAACGAGGGCGUGCUGGCCAACUUCUUCAACUCGCUGCUGUACAAGAAGAGCGGGCCCGGCGCGCGCGCGCCCGACGCGGGGCCCGCGCGCAGCGACGCCGCCGCCGAGCUCGACCGCCUCACCCGCGCCAAGGCGAGGCCUGCGCCCGCGCUGGAUUUGAACUCAUCGUCCGAGUGCUAGCUGUCAGGUAAACGAGUACUGCAGAGUCAAAGCGAUGUAGCGUAAAGCCGGCUUGUACUUUAGCGGCGGUAAGCUUGGCGGCUGCCGCGCCCGACCACGGUCACGAGUUCGAUUCCGAGGGAACCUUAAAACUGUUACACGACUAUUAUAACACUUGCUAAAUAAUAUUUCAAUUUGCAGUCGUAGAAAAUCUGUAAAAGAGAAAUUACUCAAUAGUUGGCCAAUAUUGGUUUGAAUUUAAUGUCGUAAUGAAUUAAUGAAAAGAAAAUCGCAUAUUGCAUACUAGUUACUCGUAACUCUGUCCACGUAAAACAAAUCCUCUGCUGUUGACUCUAAUCGAAUCAGUUUUGUCCCAUAUCCUAAGAAAUUUCUUAGUUUCUGCCUUUUAUUAUCUACGUUCAUAAAGUAUCGGGGUUUUAAAUAAAAUAUAAGUAUAUCGAAUUGAGAACCUCCUUUUUUGAAGUCCUAGAUUCUUUUGUCAAUCAAUUCUCUAAAUCUAUAUAGAAAUAGGUAAGUGUACAAUUAACUUAUAUAGUUUAAAAUUGAUUUUCAAGGCAAUAGUGAUUAGUCAUAUUUGAGAUUAUCUGUGCCUCCCUUAGUUGCCAUCGACCCGACCAUCCAUAAUAAAUGAAUUUAUUCUGACUCGUGACUGAAAAGCGUCAAAUAUAACAAGGAAACGCGUGCGCAGCGAAAAUGAAUAAAGCUUAAAAAAAAGUUGUUAAAUGUUUUCUUUUGCUACUGGACAGGGUGUGAAUCAUUUUUUGGCGGUGUUUUUGACUCAAAAAUAAAUAAUUUGAAACUCUUUCUGCUGAACUGAUGUCCCUUUCCACUCUUGUGGUCGUAGGCUUUCUCAUACACUUGAUUGCUAUUGGUGCUCCUAAUAUCAACCUUUUACGAGGUCCACGAACUUUGAUAAAGCAUAUGUCUUAUCUCAUAUCUCUCUCAAUCUCUACAGUUAACCUGAGUUUGAUGUAUAGAAAGCGGAACAUUAAACAUUUGUCUUUACAUCGACGUCCGUGAAUAGAACCAUAAGCGAGUUAUUCACGAACGUUGACAAGGCGUAUGACUUUCGUUUCUUCUCUAACUCUGAGAUUAACCAUAAUAUGGAAAGAGAGAGAAACAAAUACAUAUCCCUUGGCAACAUUCGUGUAUAGCUGGUAUUUAUGGUGGCGCCCAAAAUCGCUAUAUUGCGCUUUUUUAAUAGUUUUCAACAAUAUUAACACCCAAAAUAUGCCUAAGUCUCUAAGAAAGGAACAAUUCCGCCAAGGUACCUACGCUGCUAUGUAUAAAAUAAAUCGAACGCGACUUAUUACCCAUUCAGUAAAUGUAAUUUUAUUUGUAACGUCUCUGAUAUUAAAAUAAGUAUUUAUUUAUUUAGUGUUGCCCGUCGCAACUGUGAUUAAUCGGCGGUCCAACAACGGAAAAUAUAUUUACAUUGAUAAUUAAAUUUUCAUAGGUAAAUACGAUGAAAUAGACGUAAUUGUGGUUAACAACUAAUACUGAUUUAAUAUUGAGAUGUUUGAAUUUUUCCGUUGUCGGACUGCGACCAAUACAUUUCUUAGUUAUUUUGGAAGUUAGUGUCUGAGAUUAGAGAAGUACAGUGAGAGUGUUUUCAUUUUAACCGAUCAGUUAUUGGAUUUAUCGGAGCCGAUAAUUUAUUAUCCAACUUGAUAAUCUGAUGAAAAAUUUGAAAACGGAAUGUCACAUUUAAUAAUUCGAAUUUAGUCGUAAAUUUGAAUUUUUGAAUACAGCUGUCGAGUAAAUGAUUGAAAUUAUCGGAUAUUUCGCACUAUAUCAGAUCGGAUAAUGUGAAAGUGUUCUAACAUGUGAUCUUCUGUGAAGACUGGCAGUGCAAUGAUUGGUGGAAAAUGUAUAAGCACAAUGAAGUCACUAUUUGUACAAACCAUUCAUGUAUGGGUAUUAUAUAAUAUGUAUGUGAUAUCGAGAACUCGGCUGGGGCAAAUUUGAGACGCCUGUUGUUCGUUUAGUUCUGCCUUGCAAUUUUUAUAGACGCUAUUUCGCGGCACGCAAUUUUAUAGGAGGUGGACUCUGAUUUGCCUCAUGUAAAAAUUUCAUAGCAUAAAAUGGCUAAUGUCGAAGGGGCUUAUAAAAUUAUACGAAAUAUAAAAAUUAUUUGAUAUGUACUACAAAUAAUUAUAAAGGUCGGAUUUGUAAAUGGUCUGAGUUAAGAGCCCAUAAAUAUAUAUUUUGUAUUUAUUAUAAUGUAAAUUAUGAUAUCCCUAGCUUCGAUGUAUAAUAAUGGUGACCUUUAUUGUGUGAUUGAUUUUAUUUGAAUAUAUACUGACUCUUUUUGGAAGUUAUUUUCACUUCUCCAGCCUGUUUUCUACGGAAAAUUAUUUUUAUUGUGAGUGUAACAUAUUUUGUAGAGAUUUGAUUUUUGUUCACUUGUGGUGCAAUACAGAACAUUCCAAACGUGGUUUGGUGCUUAUUAUUAUAGUAAAAAUUUUAAUAGUAUUCUGGAGUUUCAUUUAUAUAAAGGUCGUCUGUCAUUUGCAUGACAUCACUGACGCGCAACAAAAAGUGGCUAUUGUAUGUUAUCUUAUUAUGAUAUGAAGUUAAAAUCAAUAUUAUCUGCAAAGCGCAGUGGUUCGUAAGUGGCAGACGAUCUCAACAGUACUUGCCCAAACGCUCUCUGUUUUUCCAAAUUUCCAACAAAGUAAAGGUCACUAUUAUACAAGUACAAAAUAGAAGGCUUCCAAAAUAUCUGUUAAUUUUCACAGACCAUUUCAUAUCGUAGGGUACUUAAAUUGGUUUGAUAUUUCAAUCUCAGCGACGCAGAUUUCCGCACAUGCAUAAUGAUCGAUGAAUAUUAUAGCGAGUUGUAUAACUUAUUAACUAUUUAGUAACUAGUUUAGGAGUAAAAUAUUUUUAAUCUAUUAAUUCCAUUUUGACAAACUUAUUGGAAAUGAGAGAGGCAGCUACUUUAAUAUGCUCCUUAUUGUUAAGAUACCCUGAGUCAAAUUUUAAAUAGAAAACUUUACAUCUCGCAACCCUUUUGUUACGCGAGAGCAGAGCUAUCCUCCCAUGAUUCGACUCUGAUAACCGGGUUAGAGCCAUGGGUAGCGGUACUAUCCCAUAGUGUGGUAACUCUAUUGUCAGUAACUUUCUUUUAUAGUCAGUUAAAUAUAAAGGGUGAUAAAGAAUAAGUUUAUGGAUUUGAAUUAUUUCUCACUUUUUAUUCCAGGUUCUCACUAGACUUGUGAGUGUUUUAAAGUUAUUUUUCUUAGUUUCUAUUUGUUUAGUGAAACCAUGUUCAACGAAUGAAGAUUAAUUCGACUUUCAUAUGCCAUAGACAUCCGAAAGUAUUCACAAGUAAUAUUAAAAAAAUAUAUUUACCGUCAAGAGAUAUAAAACUUAUUUAUUUAAAAUAUAAUCCAUGUUAUUCUUCAUUGUCAUUAAGAACAUUAUGAAAUGGAAUGGUAGAAAAUAUCUAAAUAAGCAAGUUCUAAAUAAGUUUGUCAAAGUAGUUUCAUGUAUAAUAAUUACUCAUUUGUAUAGAUAUGGAUAUGUUUUGGCAUGUUUUGAUAUGAAAUAUUUGUACAAGGUGACGGUCGGUAGUCUAUUUUUGUAAUGGGGAAACAAUGUUAAGUGGCUAAAGUGCAUAAUUAUUGUACUAAGUAUUUAUACUAUUGUACUAAGUAUUGUUCGAGUGGCAAAGAGACACAUAAAAGUAUUAUAUUAUCAAUUUUUUUAAAGUGGAAUACAUAUUUUUGCGUGGUGCGUGUAUAAAAAAGCCAAGGUAAGGAAAAAUAGCAUGCUCUAAUGUAUAGUAAAAUAAUAAUUAUUGCAUACCUAUACAUACAUAUUUCUCUCACGAAAUGAUGAAUUAUGCCGUACUACACUGGUUUUUGAAAGUUAGCACAAACGUUUGUGUUUAUGUGGACUGGACGUAUUAAUACUAUAAUAAUAAUAUCCAUUAAAUAUAUUGAUCGAUAAUUUUUAAAGGUACCUACGGAUAAUGUUCGAAUAUAAAUAAUUGUAUCUCUUUAUUAUCUCUUAAAUCGCAUUGGUAAUUACAUUAAUCUUGCUCAUUUAUUUACUUUAAAGUAUGCUAGUCAAAGUAGCAGUUUGAUCUUUAUUUUUAAUUACACCUAUUCUGUGAUAAAUCUUUUUUUUUUACAUAGAACAAAGAAAUGUGUAUUUUAUGUAUUAGCCACAUAACAUCCUCAGAUAGAAUAGGUACCAUUUAUACUUUGAAACCUUUGAACUAAUGAUACUUAAUUUAUUUUCAGUUAUAACGAAAAUUCAAAAGACUAGAUGUAUAGCGUGAUGUGUCUUUUUUGUUUUUGUUUUGUUGAUAUUUUUUCAAAUAGGUAUACUCUUCAGAAGUUACUAAAAAUAUAAUAAAAAAUACCCAAAUCCAAAUGUUUAUUUAAAUUGCAGGAAAAAUAUAUUAUCCUCACAGUUAAGUCGGCAAUUUGGUUAUACUCUAUCGUUACUAAGGCAUAGUGAUUUAUCAAUAAAUUAGCAAUCUAUAGUUUUGUGACGCUUUGAAAUAAGUUAGGUUUAAUACUUAAAAAAGAAACGUAUUGAAUGUUCAUAUUGUGGACUUGGCGCUGUUGUUAUCGGCAACGAUAAUAUUUUUUAUCAAAAGAGAUAAAAUUUCUGAAAAAUAUCGUCGUUGCGUUGUGUGUAAAAUAGUUCAACGAGUUUGUUGUUUAAAAUUUUAAUAUAAAUAAUAUAAUACCCAUAGGCAUUAUUUAAGACUAAACUGAUCAAAAUACCUGAUGAUUUUAUUUAUAACAUUGAAUUAUUUAAAAGCAUACAUUGGUCGUCCAUAACGCAUUGAUGACAAUGUUUCUCCAUGAAAAUAAUAAGUAUUAACUUUAUUACGGUACCUACCUACUUAUCAUUACCUAAUUAUAUUGCCUCACGCGUUUCUAGGGUAUCUUACUUUAAUAUGCUACUAAAUAUACCCUAGAGGAAAACUACCCGAGAGGUAUUUUUCAAUUUCUUAAUGUGGUUAAAGGUCAGACAUUGGCAGGCAAUAACAUACAUGGGUAAUGUCCCUGUCAUACGCGUGUACACUAUCCCAAAGUUUUAUUUAAAAUUUUUAGAUACAAAAUUAAUCUUAAUGACAAUGUAAAAUUGAGAGGGAAAAUAGACGAUAGAAUUAUUGGACACAUACUAUUUGAAAUGGUCUCAAGAGCGAAAUAUUCUAAAAAUAUGUGUUAUUUAACAGUUGGGUUUUUAAAACAACUGUGGGUGAAGCCUUUUUUGCUCCAAACCAGUCGAAAUGCGAUUUUAACUGCCAGACUCGUUGAAAGUUCAAUUAAAAUGCGUUCGUGCACAAUGCCCCUUAAAUAGAAACCCCACACACUCGCCUCUGUAAAUAAUCUUUACAAAGGAAUAGCAGUGAUUUCAUAAAAUUUAAUACUGUAGCCUGCAAUCGUGUUAUUAUGAUUUUUUGGCAAAAUUGUACAGAAAUUUAAAUAAAAUUAUCAACAAAACUGU